CUAAGGUGCCACAAGUACUCCUUUUCUUAUUGAGGCCAGCGUCUUUCAAAGUUACAGGGUGUCAUACAAAAUCUCCACUCUGGGUACAGUAUACACAAACAACAUAGACCUGUCUAUCUAUUACUUGCCUUGUGAAGUCCACAACCUUGUUGAGGCUCCUAAAACAUGCAUAGAAAUAUAGCCAUGUAUACUAUUAAAAUUAGAAUGUCUAAAAUUGAAAACAUUUUAUCCAUAAGUCCUUAAAUUGCUAUUUCUACCAAUUCUGCAUAUUUACAAUAAAAUAAUAUGCUGAACAAGCACUAUCAAAUUGAUAUCAGUACUAUCUAUUGCCAUCACUCAAACAUUGUAUACACUAAAAAAUAAAAUAUUAUUCACAUAUUUAUGCUUUCAACAAUAUUUCUUAACAAAUCUUCUUCAUAUGGAAAAUAUAUUAAUACAGAAAAUAGAAAAUACUCCUCUGAAGAAAUGUUCCAGCAAUUAAGUCUAUUGCCAAACAAACAAACAAACAAACAAAAAAUCCCUUUCCAGCUUGAAAGAGAAUGUUCAGAUAAGGUAGCGUGUAUAUUUGAAAGCGGUGAAGCAGCUAGAUAUAUUAAAUAUGAAUUUCAUAAAUUUUAGAAAGUAUGGGGUUUUGUGUGUGUUUAUAUGAGCAUUUGCAAGAUUAGAUGGGGGAAUUCUCUCAGACUUAACUAUUUUUCUGAAAUGAUGAAUUCUGGAUUUUUGGUUUUUAUUUUGAAUUUUAGUUCAGUCAUUUUGAGUCACUUACAGUGAACAUGUCCACUGUUUCCAGUGCUUGGCUAUGGAUUUCCCUUGCAAGUUGUACUUUUUUUUUUUUGUUAAUUUUGACAAUUGAUCUGGCUUUGGUGUAUUUACAAGGUGAAGCCACAACUGGUCCCAAAUUCCUUGUCUUCUCUUUCUUGGCAGUGCAAAUUAACUUUUUUGACAUAUUCGUGUUACCAUACAGUACACUAGAGGGAAUUCUGUAGAAAAGUUAUCAAAAGUAUUGUGCUUCCUGUCUAUCAUAAUGUAUUUUUAGCAUGGCAGAUCCUUAAUUAAUCAAAGUAAAUAUCUUUUCUGAAUAUAUGCAAUGUCAGUGGGAAAUAUGAACAGGGAACAUAAGUAGCUGCACUAGGUUGCAAUCAAUACCAAGUAAGAGAGUAUCAAUCAUUGUUUAUUUAGAGAGUAUAUAGCCAGUUCAGUCUAAUUUGAGGCUGCAGUAACUUUUAAAGAAGAAAAACCUUCCACAGCUGUGGACAAUAAUGCAAGGAAUAUUAAGUAUUAAACUCUUCACCCAACUUCAACUCUAUUUGAAUGGCCAAAAAAGGUUGCAUGAACAGGUUGGCUGUGUAUUAAGCAGAUGUCCUUGGUAGAUUUGGGAAAGAAGCUUUUAGAAGCUGCACGAGCAGGUCAAGAUGAUGAAGUUCGCAUUUUGAUGGCAAAUGGAGCACCUUUUACCACAGACUGGUUGGGAACAUCACCACUUCAUCUAGCAGCACAGUACGGACACUAUUCAACAACAGAAGUGUUACUUCGAGCUGGUGUAAGUCGGGAUGCAAGAACCAAAGUGGACAGAACUCCAUUACAUAUGGCAGCAUCUGAAGGCCAUGCAAACAUAGUAGAAGUCUUACUUAAGCAUGGUGCUGAUGUUAAUGCAAAGGACAUGCUAAAGAUGACUGCUCUUCAUUGGGCUACAGAACACAAUCACCAGGAGGUGGUGGAGCUCUUAAUAAAAUAUGGAGCAGACGUCCACACACAAAGUAAAUUCUGCAAAACUGCAUUAGAUAUUGCAAUAGACAAUGGGAAUGAAGAUGUAGCAGAAAUAUUACAGAUUGCAAUGCAGAACCAAAUCAAUACAAAUCCAGAGAGUCCUGACACUGUGACAAUACAUGCAGCCACACCACAGUUUAUCAUUGGGCCUGGAGGCGUGGUGAACCUAACAGAUGAGACGGGAGUAUCUGCUGUACAAUUUGGAAAUUCAUCAACAUCAGUAUUAGCUACAUUAGCAGCUUUAGCAGAAGCGUCCGCUCCAUUGUCUAACUCUUCAGAAACACCAGUUGUGGCAACAGAAGAAGUAGUGACUGCAGAAUCUGUGGAUGGUGCAAUUCAGCAAGUUGUCAGUUCUGGAGGUCAACAAGUUAUUACUAUAGUUACAGAUGGCAUUCAGCUUAGUAAUCUCCAUUCAAUUCCAACCAGUGGAAUAGGUCAGCCAAUCAUUGUGACCAUGCCAGAUGGACAGCAAGUAUUAACAGUACCAGCAACAGACAUUGCUGAAGAAACUGUGAUCAGUGAAGAACCACCGAUCAAGAGGCAGUGCAUUGAGAUUGUUGAAAAUCGUGUGGAGUCUGCAGAAAUAGAAGAGAGAGAAACUCUACAGAAACAGCUGGAUGAGGCAAAUCGAGAAGCACAAAAGUAUCGACAGCAGCUUCUAAAGAAAGAGCAAGAAGCAGAAGCCUAUCGGCAGAAAUUAGAGGCAAUGACCCGUCUCCAGACUAAUAAAGAAGCUGUUUAAAUAUUGAAAUGGACAUAUUGUAAAGUCUCUUAUUUUCAGUCAAGAAAACUGCAGUACAAUCUUGAACUGUACACUCUAUAGGUACAGAAAUAGGAUUACACAAUAGCAAAGAUGCUACAGGUUGAUAACUGGACUUAAGCCAUGAGCUCUGAUGAAUUUCUUGUAACAUAAAAGCUGAAUUUAGAAAUUGUGAAAAGUAUUUAAAAUGAAAUACUGUAAAUAGUUGUUUUUUUUACAGUUCCAAAGUGAGUUGAUAAAUUUUUUUGAAGGGAUCCAGAAACACAAGAAGCCAAUGUUUUUGUGAAAUUUUGGAUUUUAGUAUAAAUCUAAUUUCUGAAAAACAGAACAGUUUUAAGGGUGAUGUUGCAGAUUAAGAUUGACAGUUUGAAAAUGAAUUAAUAGUUAUUCCUACUGGGAACAACUUAGACCUCUUUUUGAAUAAGACAUUUCCUGAUGGACAUCUUUGUACAACUUUAAGUAGUUGUCUUAGAUUUUCUGAAAACCCUUGUUUUAGAAAGUGAAAAUUUUAUAUUUAAUUUCCGAUAUAUCCAAGUAGAUUUACAUGUAUAUGAAGCUAAUAUUUUUUAAACUUUUCAGUUUGUACAUAUGCUGCAUGUUUUUAUAAUUUCUACACACAUCUUGCAUAGAUAUUUUUCAGCAAAGAUGAGGAAAAUUAUGAGAAAAAAUGUUUAGCCUAAAUGUCAUUUGAAGUAAGCUAGCAGCCAGUUUUAUUGUGAAUGGUAUAUUUCUUGGAAGAAUGUAAUUUGUAAAAAUAAAAAAAACCUUAAUUUACGUAAUACAGGCAUUAUUUGAAAAUGUUGACAGUGGGGGGCAUUGAAACUUCACUUUUCUGUGAGUCUUAUAACUUUCGUGUGCAAACAUUUUUAAAGUACAGAAGUAUGAAAGACUGUCUCCACAGGAACCCACAUAGCAAUUCCUUUUAAAUAUUCUUAAAUUGUUUCACCAAUAAUCUUCAGAUUAUCUCAAGGACACAUUUUAUAAACAGACUUUUUGCAUUUAAAUUAUGCAGCUGGACCUGAAAGUUUGAUGUUGUUUUGGUGCUCUUGUUACCUACCAUCAUUGUGCUUCACUGUGAUAAAUGUGUCUGUGCAGUGAUCUGUAUGAAUAUUUAGCAUUUAUUUAGUGCUUUACAUCUUCAAAGUGUUGUAUAAUCAGUAAAGAAUUAAUCCUCACUAUGUCCCCUAUGGUAUGGACAUUAUUGUCCCCAUUUUACAAUUGGUAUAAGCGUGACACAGAGAGGUUAGGUGAUUUGCCCAAGGCCACAUAAGUCAGUGGCAGACGCGGGAAUAGAACUCAGGAGUUCCUGGCUCCUAGUCCCGUCCUUAGGUCAUGCUGCCUUAAGACUGUUCGAUGCCGUGUUACAUUCAACUUUGAACUAUUGUGCGGAUUCCUUUUUUGUAAAACGAUAACUUGUCUUUUAUUCGUGCUUUGCUUUGUCUUUCCAUGUUUCACUGCUUUUAUGAUAUUGUUUAUAUAAACUUAAACAAAGUCUAGUUUACCUAUACUGUAUUCAAAGGCACUGCCCUUAAAACUGUACUCUGGCCUACUUUUUCUAUUUUACAAUUAAAUAUCUUUUCCACAUA
Molecule: messenger RNA, 4113 nt
Organism: Caretta caretta (loggerhead turtle)
Lineage: Eukaryota; Metazoa; Chordata; Testudines; Cheloniidae
Gene: GABPB1
Product: GA binding protein transcription factor subunit beta 1
Cellular component (GO): nucleus
Molecular function (GO): protein binding
Source: RefSeq, a predicted model, not a curated record